This is a messenger RNA of Rhea pennata, 1583 nucleotides long. It is a transcript of the gene S100Z, whose product is annotated as S100 calcium binding protein Z. The record is from RefSeq and is a predicted model, not a curated record. The coding region runs from base 1 to 426 and encodes 141 amino acids. The transcript has 4 exons. NCBI's taxonomy places the organism in Eukaryota, Metazoa, Chordata, Aves, Rheiformes, Rheidae. Gene Ontology annotation, molecular function: calcium-dependent protein binding; calcium ion binding.
AUGGUGACUCAGAGCCUGUGCAUGGGUUUUGAAAGGAAGGUGACCAUCACCUUCUGUGAUCUGAAUACCUUCUUGCUUCAGCUAGCCUGUAAAGUAGCUAUUCCACUUGCUGCUAUGUCCACACCGCUGGAAGACGCUAUGGACACCUUGAUCAGGAUCUUUCAUCAUUACUCUGGCAAAGAAGGAGACAGAUACAAGCUCAAUAAAGGAGAACUCAAAGAGCUCCUCACCAGUGAGCUCACUGACUUCCUUUCAGGCCAAAAGGAUCCCCAUCUGAUUGAUAAGAUUAUGAAAGAUCUGGACUCCAAUAAAGACAAUGAAGUGGAUUUUAAUGAAUUUGUGAUGCUGGUUGCUGCCUUGACUGUGGCAUGCAAUGAUUUUUUUGAAGAACAGCUAAAAAAGAGGACAUUUAGAAAUGCUCAGUAGAAUCAAUCUCCCAGCCACAAAUCUAAUUGAAACAUGCCUAGUUAGGUAGCACACAUCAGCGUUUUGUGAAUGCAAACCAUCAUCUGUCAAACUGUUCCUGCUGUAAAAUCCAUACGGAUCAGAUCAGCAGCUGGUGUAAGCUGGACAAAAGCCAGCUUAUCUCUCACUAUUUGAGAUCUGGCUUUUAAUACUUCCAGUCUUUUGCUUCUGCCUCUGUAACACGCAUUCAUCAGUUCCCCAAAUCAAGGGCUUGGGUGACAGAUCGUUUGAGAGGUGUCCUGUGUUAAGCCUUACGGUAUUUUGAUAUUGGUGUGAAGUAAAAGGAACAGGAAUGUUACUUACAUACAUUCUGAAUGGGAAAAUUUGGAAAGAAACAAAACUCUCAGUUUGUUUUUCAAUCCUUCUGUAACAAACUAAUGUUUUUGCAGAUCCAAAAGAACUGUUUGUUUUUUAAUCAGCUCUGCUUAUUCUAGGCCCCUUUUUAGACACUGCUCCUUGUCUCCCCACACUCUCAUAUUUCAGAUACAGUCACAACCACCUCCUGCCUGCCUGAGCAGACUUACCAUUUGCCAUUGUUAUGGGUUCAUUUUCCCCACAUCCCCCAGCUUUAAUUGGGCUGUGUUUGCGUUGCUGCAUCCCAAUAGUCCAUCCCUUCACUCAGCAUAAAUGAAUUUAUUCAUAUGACAAAUUAUUCAAAAACAGAGGAUUGAGUCAGCGAACUGGUCUGAGGGCUGAUGGAAGAACUAGGUCUUUAGGAGAGAUGUAAAUGCCUUUUGUUUGCACUAUUCUGGCACCCUUAAGAGAAGGACUCUUAGAGGACAAAUUGUGGGGGUUUUAAUGACAGCAUCUCAGUGUACAGCUUUAUAAUGUGAGUCAUCAUAUGUAACAAUGAUGUCAUCUCAUGCUGAUCCAACUCACUGCGUGGUCAAAACUAUUGCUGAGUGCAAUGCAAAGGGAGCAGUGGGACCCCAUGGCCAGGCAUGGAGUAAGUAGGACAGCCCCUUUCAGUGUUAACCUGCCCUUGGAUUGAAUGAUGAAUACUUGCAGACCAAAUCCUCAGGGGAAGGGCAUCGGGUGAUGGGGCACAUGGCUUUUUUCUCUCACAGAGCUCUGUCAUUGUUCACUGUUGUUUUGUUGGUAACUUCAAACUAUAAUAA